GUUUUACUUUCUCACAUGUACAUGCAACCUGUGUAGGAGUGUCUCGAGAAUAGUGUAUUGGAGUUAGCCUAACUUUAAUAUUGUGAUAUUUUUUUAUUUCUCCUAGCUUACAUUCUUGAUCAUGUUUAUUUAUAGAAAUAAACAUAUAGUAAAACUUGAACUAUGAUGAAUGCUAAUGAUCAUACAUACGAUGAACCAGCUGAAGAGAAAGUAUACACACAACUUGCAUCCAUUUCUAAUGAUUAUCGAAAGUAUGAUGACUUAAAACGACCAGGCUCGCAUCACUCAUAUUUUGAACCUCAACCAGAUCCUAAACCACACCAUGUAUGCAAAGAUGAUAAAAUCAAAUUUUGGAAAGCAUUCACUACUGUUAUUAUCAUAGGAUUAGUAGCUGGGCUAACGUACAUUGUGAUUAAGUUUCACUAUAAUACAGAAGUAUGUAUUAAAGUUAAUGACAGCGGAAAUGAAGAUUUUCGGAUAUCAGAAACUAGGGCAAAAUGUCCAAAUGAUUGGCAAACUUUUGAUAAUUGGUGUUAUAAAGAAUUCCCAGAACGGCGAACAUGGUCUCAGGCUCGUGAUCAUUGUCGAAGCAUUGGAACUGAUCUUGUUAGUGUUCAUACUGAAAGGGAAACCAGUUUUCUGAUAAAUAAUUUUACACAGACGUUUCAGUGGAUAGGACUCAGCAAUUAUCAUAAUAAUGGGAAGUUUGUCUGGAGUGAUGGAACAAUUUUGAAUUAUACUGACUGGAUAAAAAACGAACCGAAUAACUUCAAUAAUAACGAGAACUGUAUACACCUUUUAAGUUUAUACCCUAAGAAGUGGAAUGACAACAACUGUUUUAUGUCAUUUAGAUUUAUUUGCAAAAUGCAAGUUUAUCCAAGAUGUGGGCCUGGUGUGUGGAUAUAUUACAAGGAUUAUUGUUAUUCAUUUAAUACAGUACUUGAAGUCGAUUUUACAGAAGCCCGUAGAUUUUGUCGGAACAAUGGUUCAGAUUUAGUUAUCAUUGGGUCCAAAGAGGAAUAUAAUUUCAUUAUAAGUCAAACUACUAAACAUCAAGGUGCUGAUUUUUGGAUUGGAUUACAGAAACACAGGAAUCAGACAUACAGCUGGAUAGAUGGCAGUCAUCCUACGUACCUGGCCUGGGGGAUAAAUGAACCCAAAGCAGAUAAUAAUUUAUGUGUCAAAUCAUCUAGCAUGUAUGGAAAUUGGUAUGGUGAUAGUUGCAGCAAUCAAAAUCUGGUUGUUUGCGAGAAACGCUUACUAGUCUAAAAACUGAACAUUUGUAAAAAGUUUUGAAAAUGAAAAAUAAAUUUCACUGAUUUA
Messenger RNA from Mytilus trossulus (common blue mussel), 1323 nucleotides. RefSeq names its product macrophage mannose receptor 1-like. The transcript has 2 exons. The record is from RefSeq and is a predicted model, not a curated record. Lineage: Eukaryota; Metazoa; Mollusca; Bivalvia; Mytilida; Mytilidae. Gene Ontology annotation, molecular function: signaling receptor activity. The coding region runs from base 163 to 1269 and encodes 368 amino acids.